UGUAUGUGGCAAGAAGAGGUUCAAUUUUCGCCUUUACAUUAGAGACGCGACGCUUCGGCACAGACAGGGGCUGCCUUUUGUUACUUCCUUAGAGUGUUUAGGCAUUAUACGCUUGGUGUAAUGAUUACUAUCAGCCUCAGUCUUUAGUUAUGAAGUCAAGCUUUCCGCAUCCGCGGCCAUGAAGCCAGUAAUCAUCGACGGAGAUUGCCGAAGCAGGAUCUGGAGCUGUCGAUAUGCAAGCCUGCAGUAGACUUGGCGGAUUUCUUGCCCUCUCUGGGACGCUGUCGAGCAAGUCGAUGUUAUGCCCUCCAGCGCGGCGUCAACUCGCCUCGGUACUGGUCAACCACACGUUCCUCUGGGCGAUUAUCGUGCUCGUCAUUGUGGUCGGCUUAGCCUUGCUUGCGGUGCUCAUCUGGGCAAUCGUCACUAAAUGCGGACGCGCAAAGAGCGCACCCGUGGUGCCAACCAACUUGCCUGAAAAGGCGGCCGAUGUGGAGCGCGGAGUGCAGGUGGAGGGGCUGGGGGAGCGCGGCAGCGCCAACAGAGGGGCGAACACGCCGCCUCCUGGCCAGACAAUGACAGGUCCCCAGCAGCCGGCGGGCCCCCCGCGAGCUGGCAGCCUGGUGCCGGUGCCGCCAUGGGUUGAGGACCCGCAGCGGUUGCCGCCGGGGAUCGUGCUGGCGCCCCUUCCGCCCGUGUCGUACAGCCCCCUGGUGUCAAACCCGCGGCUGCCCGGGGAGCCGCCGUACGAGCGGCUGGUGCUGAUCUCCUCGCGCGUGCACCAGGCUGACCGGGUGGCGAGGGCCGUGUUGCCCAAUGUGGCCUAUGUGGUGUACGACUGGAAGAACUUCACGCUGCAGGAGCUCAUUCGCUACGUGCGGCGGACACUAGGACCCCACAAGGUGCUCUCCAUCGCUGUGGUGGCCCCGGGCAACAAGCCCGGAACCGUGGGUCUGUUGGAGGGCGCAGGCACCUCUCCCGAGAAGCUCGCCACCAAAACCGAGCUCUCACAGUUCUGGCGCGUGUUGUCGGGCUGCGUGGCGCUCUCAGGCACCGCGGACGGCCGGCGAAUAGACUUGCUGGGGUGCCGAGUGGUGGAGGCGCCCCGGGAGGGUGCAGCGCUGCUCAAGGAGCUCUGGAACCUCACCACGGUGCCCUUUGCCGCGGCAGAUGACGCGCUAGGCGGCUACAUGCUGUGCACGUUUAUGGAGGAGCCGGUCACGAAGCAGCUGAGCCUCAUCGCCUGCUCCAUACCCGCCAUAGACCUGUACUUCAAUCGCUACGCCAUGUUGGGUAUUACCGCGCCGGAUGGAGGUGGGGAGGUGCUGGCGGCGACGGCGGCGGCAGCGGCGCCGCUGCCGCCGGGGCCGCCGCCACCGGAGGCGCUGGUACCGGUGGGUACGGCGCCGCCGUUGGCAGCUGCCCACGCGCCGGCACCGGCAGGGGCUGCUCCGGCGCCCGCACCGGCAGCACCUGCGGCUAUAGAGGGGGCAGUCCAAGCGCAUGCAGCGCCGUCGCCGCCACAGCAGCAGCAGCAAUUGCAACCUCCAGCGCAGCCGCCGCCAGCAUCGGUAGCAGCAGCAGCCCCAUCAUCAUCAUCAGCAGUCCCUGUGCAGGCCGCACCCCAACCGCCACCCUCAGCUGUCGUACCUGCAGCCGCCCCUGCUGCUGCCCCCCCUCCAGCAGCAGCAUCUCAACCGCCACCUGCACAAGCUGCACUUCCUCAACCCGCUAGCACGGCCCCUCCCGCACAACCCCCAGCAUCACCCUCACCCGCAGCCGCAACAGCAGCCGCAACAGCAGCCGCACCGACAUCUAGAGCGGCCGCCCGCCCGUCACCCUCCGUCCCCGGCCAAGACGUGUUCAGUCGGCUAAGUCAGGCGCUGCUGCAGCGGGGCCUGACGCCCGAGGCCGCCUUUGCGCUGCACGACCGCGACCGCAACGGCAAGCUGACGACGCAGGAGCUGACGGCGCUGAUGCGCGCCUACGUUCCGGAUGCUACCGCCAUGGACAUCAAGCACUUCCAUGCGCUAAUGCAGAUGGAUACAGACCAGGAGGCGGAUGACGACCUGCUCACACAACACGAGUUCGUGACGGGGCUGCCGGAGAACGUGCGCAUCCAGGAGGCGGUGCGGGCGGGGCGGGACGACGAUGAGGUGGUGCUGCGGCUGCAGGAGUACCUCACUGAGAACGAGGCCAUCAUUCGAGACACCUUCAAAGACUUUGACGAAAACGGAGACGGAUUCCUGGAUCACUCGGAACUGCAGCAGCUGGUGGCAUGCAUACCUGGGCUGGACCCGCACGAGAAGAAGUUCGUCAUGGCCUUCCUCUACCACCACGACCAUAACAAGGACGCACGUAUUAGUUUGGACGAGCUCCAGGCAGCGCUAGCGGGAUUCGCCAGCCCGGCGCCUGCUGUGGCGCAUGCGGCGGCAGUAGCAGCAGCGGCCCCGCAACAGCCGCAACAGCAGCAGCAGGCGGCGGUGCCCGUGGCAGCAGGACCGGUAGCAGCGGCGCCGGCGCCUGCUCUUGCUGCGGCGCCGGCGCCUGCAGCAGCACUUGUGCCACCGACGGUACCGGCAGCAGCAGCAGCAGCAGCUGUGCCGCAGGCGGCGGCCGCAGCGCCUCCCGCGGUGCCGCUGGCCCCACCAGCUCUACCCGCGCCUUCCCCCGCACUACCGCCGCCUGCAAUGCCUCCUGCUGCGUCUGCAGCCCCAGCCGCGCCUGCUGCUGCUGCUCCCGCUCCUGGGCCCCCCCCCAAGCCCGCUACGGAUCCACUGCCACCAGCAGCAGCGGCAGCAGCUCCGGCGCCCUUCCAGGCAGCCGCACAGCAAGCAGCGGCUGCCGUACAAGAUCCAGAACAGCAGCAGCCAGCGUCAGAGGUCGCGCCGCAGGUGCCGGAGGCGCCGCUGCCGCUGCUUCCCCGUACCUCUUUGAGCCCUCUGGCUCCGCUGGCGCCGUUGUCAGGGCUGCCGCUGGGGCCGCCGCUGGGAGGGCGGCUGGCGCCCCUGGCACCCCUUGCACCCCUCGGCGGCCUGCCACGACCCGGGGCGCUAGCGCCUCUUGCUCCGCUAGGACAGCGGUAGCGGUAUAGCUGUGUGUCGUCGUGAUUUGGGUCGGCGACUAGUGGCAUAUGACCUAGUGCAUUUUUAGGACGAGGCUUAGGAGUUAGGACAAGCAAGGGGUGCUUCGGUACAUAGCUCGCGUAUAUAGGAGCAGUGAUCUGUGAUGUUGCGUUGUUUAACGCUCGCGCAGCAAUGGUGAACGGAGGCUAAUGCCCUGACGUGUCGGCAGGUCAGGGCUUUUAACUUAUGUUGGCCCCGCAAAGAGGGACAUUAAAUAGAUUAGAUGCUGUUGGGAUCCUAGCAAGAGAACUAGGCCCCUCCCUUUGUGGCAGCACAUGCCGUAUGCUGGUGAACUGCUUAGCCAGUUGGGCUAUAGUCCUGAUGGCCCCUACCGAUAGCUCGAAUCGAGAAAGCCGUCGUUUGUGAGACAUACCGCUACGGUUGGACCGAGCGUGGUUAUAUUCGCCGUUGCUUGACCAACUGUCAACCGCAACAUGUUGAAGUUCGUGUUAGGGGUACCUGGUUCGGAGGCAGCUACGCUUGCUGCCUGCCACGGAUCGGCCCAUUUGUGUAGCGUGUGAGGCCUUGGUGGAAGAGGAAUGGUUGAAUCGAAAGCCCAAGAGCCCUAGGAGGCAUCAUGCUUGGGGCGCUGGCGCUAUCAUGCGCCCAUCAGGGGCCUUGGUGUUGCAUGCAAUGACAUGACGACAGCUUCACCCACGUCAGGCACUUACAGAUAGUGAGACCGCGC
Messenger RNA from Astrephomene gubernaculifera, 3813 nucleotides. Lineage: Eukaryota; Viridiplantae; Chlorophyta; Chlorophyceae; Chlamydomonadales; Astrephomenaceae. The record is from the annotation of a GenBank genome assembly.